AUGAAGACCCUAAAAUAUGACUGUUCUUCGGGUCCUGACCAAAUCCCAACUAAAUCUGUCAAACUAGUGGCUGAGUAUCUGGCAGAACCUCUGACUAUUGUAAAUGGCUGUAUAAUUAAUGCAUACUUUCCGAAGUUAUGGAACAUCGCCAGAGUCUCGACCAUACCCGAGGUAGACAACCCAAUAACCAACGAUCAAUUCAGGCCUAUCUCGACUACUAGUGUUAUCUAGUCAGGUGUUUGGAAAACUUGUUGGCUUGCAGAUGUCGGAUUUCGCAGAUGGCGCCUCUCUUCCUCACAACAGCAUUUCCAGUUUCCGCAAAGGAUGUUCGACCACAACUGUCCUCCUAGGUACAAGAGACGAUAUAAAGCGCGCCAUGAAGAGGAAAGAGGUGAUUGUUAGUUCUUGCUGAUUUUUCUAAAGCUUUCGACACAGUAUGCUUCAACAGGACCUUAAAGACACCGCAUAAAGUGGAUUUCUCUUCGGACUAUCUAAGAUGGCUAUUGAGCUACCCAUCUGGUCGAACACAGUUUGUGCGAAUUGGUGAUGUAAAAUCAUACCUUAAAUCCUCUUAGUUUGGUAUACCUCAAGGGUCUAUCCUUGAACCUAUCAUGUUCAACUUGUAUGUGUCAGAUCUACCUGAUAACCUCUAUCCAUCUUCAAGAUGUUCCCAGUAUGCAGACGAUACAUCCCUCUAUAAACACACUGUGCUGUCGAGGAACUAG
This is a messenger RNA of Porites evermanni, 725 nucleotides long. NCBI's taxonomy places the organism in Eukaryota, Metazoa, Cnidaria, Anthozoa, Scleractinia, Poritidae. The record is from the annotation of a GenBank genome assembly.